Messenger RNA from Durio zibethinus, 3641 nucleotides. NCBI's taxonomy places the organism in Eukaryota, Viridiplantae, Streptophyta, Magnoliopsida, Malvales, Malvaceae. The record is from RefSeq and is a predicted model, not a curated record.
ACAAUGCUAAUCUCUUUUUCACCAUUUAAAGUUGGAAAUUAAAAAGAAAAAAUAUAUUAUUAUCCUCUUUCGUUUGCGCCAUUUUCUCAAAUCUCCCAAGCGCAAAACACAAAAAAUUAAAAAAAAAAAUCGGACUUGUCUUUCGUCGCGGAAAACGAAGAAGAUCGAGUGAAAUUCUGUGUUUCUCCAAAAAUGCAUUUCUCCAAACUUGAAGAUACGCCGAUGUUUCGGCAAGAGAUACAAUGCUCAGAAGAGAAUGCCGAGUCAAUGCGAGGAAGAUGUUUAAAGUUUUACAAAGGAUGUCGAAAAUACACAGAAGGGCUGGGAGAGGGAUAUGACAGUGACAUUGCUUUUGUAAAUGCCCUUGAAACUUUUGGAGGGGGGCAUAAUGAUCCUAUUUGUGUUGCUUUUGGAGGCCCGGUCAUGACAAAAUUCACCAUUGCUUUGAGAGAAAUUGGUACAUACAAGGAAGUUCUUCGUUCACAGAUAGAGCACAUGCUAAAUGAUAGGUUGCUUCAGUUUGUCAAUAUUGAUCUGCAAGAUGUCAAGGAUGCCCGAAAACGUUUUGACAAGGCUUCGCUUAUAUAUGAUCAGACACGAGAGAAGUUUCUUUCUUUAAGGAAAAGCACUAGAAUGGAUGUAGCUGCAGCCUUGGAGGAGGAAUUGCAUACUGUGAGAACCUCAUUUGAGCAAGCCCGUUUCAAUCUGGUUAGUGCUCUAUCCAAGUUUGAAGCCAAAAAGAGGUUUGAAUUUUUGGAGGCUGUUAGUGGGAUGAUGGAUGCUCAGCUUCGAUUCUUCAAACAGGGAUAUGAACUCUUACAUCAGAUGGAACCUUUUAUUAACCAGGUCUUGGCCUAUGCACAACAGUCUAGGGAAUGUUCCAACUAUGAGCAGGCAUCUCUAAGUGAAAGAAUGCAGGAACAUAUCAGGCAGAUCGAUCGAGACAGUAAGCUGUCCUUAACUGGCUAUUUGGAUCCUCCUUCAGCAGAUGCUAUGAGACCUUUUGCAAGGGGUUCCCAAAAAGUUAUUGAGGUAGUUAUGCAAUCUGCUGCAAAGGGAAAGGUUCAAACCAUACGACAAGGUUAUCUUUCAAAACGUUCCUCAAACUUGAGGGGAGACUGGAAGAGAAGGUUUUUUGUUCUUGACAGUCGAGGGAUGCUGUACUACUAUCGUAAAACAUUUGCCUGGUCUUCUGCAGCUGGAAGUCAGUCUGCUAUACAAAGGAGUGGUUGCUCUGAAAGUGGUCCUGGGCUGCUGAGUCGAUGGCUUUCUUCUCAUUACCAUGGUGGCGUACAUGAUGAAAAACCCAUUGCACGUCACACUGUAAACUUGUUGACAUCAACAAUUAAAGUUGACGCAGAUCAGUCAGAUUUAAGGUUCUGUUUCAGAAUUAUCUCACCAACAAAAAUCUAUACAUUGCAGGCAGAGAAUGCACUAGACCAAAAGGAUUGGAUUGAAAAAAUAACUGGAGUAAUUGCUUUGUUAUUGAGUUCCCAAACACCUGAGAAGUGUCUCUCUGCUUACCCCUUUGGAAGUGGUGAUAAUUGCUCUGUUAGUGAUGGUAGUUCACUAGCAGAUUCCGCUGAUGCUUAUCAGACAGCAAUGGGGGAACAGACAUCAAAGAAUCUCUCCUCUGGAAGCCAUUUAGAUAUAUCUAGAAGUUUGCGGCACCAAGAAUAUCGCGCGCAGAGUGAAAAGCCAAUUGAUAUCUUAAGAAGAGUAGCUGGGAAUGAUAAAUGUGCUGACUGUGGUGCACCUGAGCCAGACUGGGCAUCUUUAAACCUUGGUGUACUUAUAUGCAUUGAAUGUUCCGGAAUUCAUCGCAAUCUUGGUGUACAUAUAUCAAAGGUAAGAUCACUGACACUUGAUGUUAAAGUGUGGGAACCAUCUGUCUUGGCUUUAUUUCAAUCACUGGGCAAUAUCUAUGCAAACUCAAUCUGGGAGGAGUUGUUGCACUCAGGACAUACAAGAACUGCCAUGCCCGUGGGUUCUUUGAUGUCUGAUGGAUAUAAGCAGCUUCUCACAAUGAAACCUAGUCAUAAUGACCCAAUUUCAGUGAAGGAGUUGUUCAUUCAUGCAAAGUAUGCAGAGAAAGCUUUUGUUCCUAAGAUAAAGGACAAUCAGCAUCUCCUUUCAAUGGCAGAAGACGUGUGGGAAAGUGUUCGUGCUAAUGACCAUAAAGCUGUAUACCGUCACAUUGUUUGCUCCGGAGUAGAUGUCAAUGCUAUCCAUGGGCAAGCAUCAUAUUGUACAUCCUCACCUCUGUUCAGAUUAGUGUAAUGGAAGACUAAGAAAAUUUCUCAUCACAACUUUGAUUGCUUUGCAGGUGACUCUCUGGACCAGUCCUCAAGAUAUUUGAACUCAUUAAAUAAAAGUGAAAAUCAGAUCGAAGAGGAGUGUUCUGACCGCUGUUCUUUACUUCAUCUUGCCUGCCUAACCACUGACAUUGGCAUGGUGGAGCUGCUCCUUCAGUAUGGUGCAAACACAAAUGCUACUGAUUCAAGAGGUCGGGCGCCACUUCAUCUUUCAUUGGUUGGCAGGAAAUCUGCAAUAGCAAAAUUGCUGCUUACAAGGGGAGCAGAUCCACAUGCUGUAGAUGGAGAAGGUAACACUGCUCUUCAGCUUGCAUCAGCAUCAGGCAUCGAUGAUAAUGAGGUUUUGGCACUCUUAACAGACAGCAACAGAUAGUAUAGUGGAUCCGAACCCAAAAGAGCCUGCAAUGACCCCCAAAUGGAAGAAAUAGACGACCAGUCGCCUAUUACUUGAAAAGGUUAGUGCUGAACUUAGUAAACAAGUGAAAAGUUUGGCUUGCCAAUGUGAAACUGCAUUAUAAUUCAUAGCUUUCUUCAAGUGUAUGUAAUUCCUCCUACCCCCAUCUUAGUACUUUCUUUAGGUGCUGUCAAUUGUACUAAGGUAGCUUAUCUUUUUUAUGCUUUGCUGUUUAUUUCUUCUUUAUCUUAAUAUAUAUGCAAAUUUUAUUUGAUGAUUGGGUUAGCUUAGCUAAAUCAAAAGAGUGAUCUGUUGAUAAAAUAUUAAACUUUUAGAUCCAUUGUGCUUACACGAAUGGAUAGAAAUCGAAAGGUAACUCAAUUCCUCUGCAUACCCCAUUGAAAACCUUCCAAAUCAUUUCCAACUUAUAUAACUUAACCAAAUCACCUAGAAAAUUAUUACAACUAAACCAGGCAAAAAACCACCUUCUUUAGCACCCAGAAAAACAUAAACAGCAUCAUCCCAAAAACCUAUUUUCUUAUAACAAUCAAUCAAAAUCUCCCAAACUCUAUAUCAUUCCCUUUAUACUCCUGUUACACCUAAUAAUUGAACCCAAAACGGCCUGAAAAGGCCUCCGCGUCCUAACCAUCUUGUCUGAAACAACAUUAGCAUCACGAAAAAGCUUUGAAUUGCAUAAAAUAAUCACUAGAAACGAAAAAAAAUCCAAAUUUGGCGAGUUUGGGUCAUAGAUCUUAGCUAGUUACUUAAAAGUAGUCCAUUGUUUUGUUGCAAUUGAAUAUUUGAUUCAAUGACGGGUAUACAAUUCUUAUACAUAAUCGUUUGUUCAAGUAAUUCAUUAUUUUUAUUUCAUCUGAACAUUUGACUAAAUAAUUGGUAUGAUUCUAGUAUAACCUCUCGCUCAAAGAACAAUA